CCUGCUACCACCCCGCGACGCUGUUCAACUUGAAGCUCGAGCAGUGAGUCGGGCCAGGACGCGAAACCACUUCUCGACGCUUCGGAAGACUCGACGAUCGAACAUCGAAAUCCUGGACAACGAAUCGGACGGGGGACUGCACCCCGCGAUGCCAGCCUCUGCCGGCGCCGCCACGCCGAUGCACAAACAGCUUCCGCUCGUGCUCGCCACCACCUGCUUCUUCGUCUUCGCCGCCCUGCUGUUCGUCCAUCCCUACCUCCGCGCCAGCCUCGCCAGUCCUUACCGCGUCGUGUACGACCCAUACCAACAUGCAACCACCUUUGUCCUCAAAGACAAGUACGUCGGCAACGACUUCUACAACGGCUUCCAGUGGGAGACCCUCGAUGACCCCACCCACGGGUGUGUCAACUACGUCGACCAGAACACGGCAAAGAACAACAACCUCACGCAGGCGACGGACACAAAGUUCUUCAUGCGCGCCGACACGAACAAGGUCGUCGGCAAGAACGCCCGCGGCCGCGACAGCGUGCGCAUCUCGUCGUGGGCAGCCUACGAAGACUCUGUUAUCGUCCUCGAUGUGCAGCACAUGCCCGAGGGGUGCGGGACAUGGCCCGCGUUCUGGACGCUGAGCCAAAAGGGGCCCUGGCCUGCCGGCGGGGAGAUCGACAUUCUGGAAGGCGUGAAUCUGCAGAGCAACAACAUCGCGACGCUGCACACGAAUCAGUACUGCACGAUGCCGCAGUCGCGGUACCAAUCAGGGAGCGUCACGAGCACGAACUGCGACGCGAACGCGAACUUCAACCAGGGCUGCGGCGCGCAGGCCACGGACGGCUUCUCGUACGGCACGCUCUUCAACAGCGUCGGCGGCGGCUACUACGUCAUGUCGCGCACGCCCGACGACGGGAUCAAGGUCUGGUUCUGGCGGCGCGACGACCCGGGCGUGCCGCCCGCGGUCACGCAGAAGGGGUUCUUCAACGACGUCUUCGGCGCCGACCAGCCCGUGCUCACCCUGCCCGACCCGACGUGGGGCCCGCCCCUCGCGUACUUUCCCUUUGGCGACUUUUGCGAGUACGGCGGCCACUUUGACGCCCACAUCAUGGUGUUCGACCUGACGUUCUGCGGUGACUGGGCCGGCACGGACUUUGCCUCCGCGGGCUGCGGAUUCAGCUGCGACGACUUUGUGAGGAACAGCCCUGAUGCGUUCGAAGACGCCUAUUGGGAGAUCAACUCCUUGCACGUCUUCACACCCAAGAGCUGAAUAUGGCCUUGUCCCAUCUCCACCCAUAUUUCUAGCAUCUGCAAUCUAAAUCUUGACGGACUCUGGUUUUGUAUCCAACCCGCGCUCAUACUGUGUCUCUACUUUUCCUUGUACUACACCCUACCCUGUCCUUUCUAGCCGGCCACUUUAACUGCACUUUUAUCUCGGACUCUCUAUCUACUCACAAGUCGUACCUCGGAAUCAUUCUGACAGUAGCUGGGUAGCCCAAAACCUC
Messenger RNA from Phanerochaete carnosa HHB-10118-sp, 1493 nucleotides. Its product is annotated as glycoside hydrolase family 16 protein. The coding region runs from base 179 to 1258 and encodes 359 amino acids. The transcript has 8 exons. Gene Ontology annotation, biological process: glucan catabolic process. The record is from RefSeq and is a predicted model, not a curated record. Gene Ontology annotation, molecular function: hydrolase activity, hydrolyzing O-glycosyl compounds. Lineage: Eukaryota; Fungi; Basidiomycota; Agaricomycetes; Polyporales; Phanerochaetaceae.